AAGGAAAUUCACGUCAUGUUGGACACGCUCACCCAACUAGGACUGUUUUUCAAGUAUUCGCCGAAACGCAGCAGGCGUUUAGAAGAAGCUGUUACAGAGGCUAACUCGACUCGACCGAAAUCAGAGCAAAUAUCGAAAUCCAAGUUUCAUGUUUUCUGCGAGACCAGGUGGGUAGAAAAGCAAACGACAUUGCGUGAUUUCAGCAGCAUGUAUGAGCCAAUAGUGGAAUGUUUGGAGGCGAUUGGGCAGCUGGAAUCUGGCUGGGAUACAAAAGCGGUCACUGACGCUUACGGUCUGCUGAAGAAGAUUACCGAUUCGACAUUCAUUGUGUGCUUUCAGACCGUCUUACACACGUUUGGAUAUGUAAUCGGCAUCAGCAGCAAACUACAGGGCACAUCUCUGGACAUUAUUCAGGCAUAUGAAAUGGUUACGCAUGUUAAAACCUCUGUGUCUGAAGCAAGGAACACUGAUUACAAAGAUGUGUACACAAAAGCAUCAACAAUGGCACAAAAAGCUGGGUUAGACAGCCUCCAAAUGCCUAGACGAUGUGGACGUCAGACACAGAGAAGUAACGUGCCAGCAGACAACGUAGAACAGUACUCUGAACGGGCUGUGUUCCUUCCUUUUGUGGACUCAAUGUCACAGCAACUAAACCUCAGAUUUAACACCAUGACACAGCAGGCAUGUCUGGCGUUCUGUCUGCUGCCAAACAACAUUGCCAGCGCCACUCAAGAGUCGAUGCUAGCUCUUCUGGACUUUUACAGAGAUGACAUGCCACAGCCAGACAUGUUCGCACAAGAGGUCCAGCUCUGGAAACAGACCUGGAGGAACACGGAAAACAAGCCGUCGACUAUUGUCGAAACAUUGACAGAAACAUGCCAACAUAUGUAUCCCAACAUAUCGAAAGUGCUUACACUGUUGCUUUUAACUUCUGUGACAUCAGCAGGAGUGGAACGGUCCAACUCGUCAUUGAAAUUCAUCAAGAACCCGCACAGGAGUACCAUGGGCCAGAGCCGGUUCAACGCUCUCAUGCUACUCUUCAUUCAUAGGGACAUAAAAUUGGAUAUUGAGGAAAUUGUGAACAUCUACGCCAGGAAAUAUCCUAGGCGCAUGCUACUGAUAGAUCCAUUGUGCGAAUAG
Molecule: messenger RNA, 1140 nt
Organism: Mya arenaria
Lineage: Eukaryota; Metazoa; Mollusca; Bivalvia; Myida; Myidae
Product: 52 kDa repressor of the inhibitor of the protein kinase-like
Exons: 1
Coding region: 16-1140 (374 amino acids)
Molecular function (GO): protein dimerization activity
Source: RefSeq, a predicted model, not a curated record